Molecule: messenger RNA, 2429 nt
Organism: Mya arenaria
Lineage: Eukaryota; Metazoa; Mollusca; Bivalvia; Myida; Myidae
Product: hemocytin-like
Exons: 4
Coding region: 48-881 (277 amino acids)
Source: RefSeq, a predicted model, not a curated record
ACUUGUGCUGUCAUUUUACUUCGGCGUGCUUAGAGUGAAACUUCGACAUGUCUUUUAUCUUUCUUGAAAUAUUGGUACUUAGUUUAAUAGCAACAAAAGCUGAGUCAAAAGACAACUUUCGAGCCAAAGUAUAUACAGGGAAAGAAGUCACAACAUCGAAUUCAAGUACCUUGGGAGUUUCUCUUAUACAAUGUCAAAACAUGUGUGUCUUGGCUAGAAGGAAGGGCACGAGCAACAUUUGCGGAUAUGACAAAGUGUCCAAAACAUGUUUCUAUAGUUUUGACACCGAACAUGACGUCCUCAGUACUUCUGAAGUCACGAAGGUCGUGCUUAUACCUAUUGAAGAUGCCUGUCAGAGUUCAGAGUACCUAGUAAACGGAAUGGAACCUGUGCUCGACGACCAGAUAACCGCCUCGUCUGUGUAUAAUGAGGCGCAUGAUACAAGAGGUUCCCGACUCGAUUCCGUGCCGACUAGUUCACAUGUUGGUGCAUGGAAAGCUGGGAAAAACGACACAAAUCAGUACAUACAGGUGCAGUUCAAUUGCCCUAAUCACGUGAUAGGUGUUGCUAUGCAAGGUCGACCAGUUAGCACAGACCCGAAUGCCAUCGUCGGAGUUGAUUGUUGUUACCAGCGCGUGACCGCGUACAAACUUCUCUACAGUGGUGACUGUGUGAACUUUCUCACGAUCAGGGACUCCGGUGGGUCGGAUGUGAUAUUUGACGGGAACACGGAUCAGGAUACGGUUGUUACAUCGAUGUUGCCAAGUCCGGUAACCGCUCUCUGUGUCAGAAUCAACCCAGUCACGUGGUUUGGUGGCUAUAUCAGCCUGAGGUUCGAUAUUCUCGGAUGUUCCAUGAAUGAGCAGCAGCACUCAAAAUAAAGCACGGAAUAUGAUGUAUACAUGCCCACCGUUUGUAGUUGUAAUAUGCCCGUUAUGAAAAGGCAUGUUAUUAUAAAAUGUCGAAUAAUAUAAUGUUACAUGAGUUAGCUUCUUUAUUUUGUAAAUUUAAGGUUUUGUUUUUUGAAUUAUUGCUUCGAGGAAAAAAAUAUGUUCAUUUUUUGUUCUUUUGUUUGCAUACGCUUUAUUAUUCAUUAUUUAUUUAAGUACACAUUAUCUAAAUAAAUAGUACAUGGUUAUAAAAUUGGAUGCCAUUUCCACAAUCGUCUGACUACUUUAAAACAUUGGUAUGAAUGCCGGAGAGCUUGAACGCUUGGUAAUAUUUGUCAUCGAGGAAAUUAUUAUCUUGCAACCCUUGUUAGCCAAUUAAUAAAUAAUAAGAGUAAUCAAGUUCUGUAACUAUACGCCUUAUUGCAACAUUUUUGCUUAUGAUUGUUUGAACCUUCCACACAGGAAAACUGCCAAACUAUAUUUUUUCAAAGUGAAUUGAACGUUUGAGUGAGUAUAAGAGUGAGUGUCCGCCUCUAACCUUUGAAGUUAUAAGUUCGAUUCCCACCAGGGUGAGGGUGCUCAAGAGGUAUAGGUGUCUGUUACUCACCGAAAGAGGUUGUGAGUUCGAUUCCCACACGGGCGAGAGUGGUCUAGUGGUAUAGGUGUCUGUUACUCAGCCAAAGAGGUUGUGAGUUCGAUUCCCCCCCCCAGGCUCAUAGUGGUCUAGUGGUAUCGGUUCUGUAACUCAGCCAAAGAGGUUGUGAGAUCGAUUCUCCCCCCAGGCUCAUAGUGGUCUAGUGGUAUCGGUUCUGUUACUCACCCAAAGAGGUUGUGAGUGGUUUUGUAGUAUGCGUCAACGCUCUUACCAAAGAGGCUGUGGUUUUCACCUCCACCAAUAUUGUCUGCAAGGCCUCUCAAAACGGACACUAGGUCUUCUAUGCAGGGAAUGGACACACCCUUGAUUCAUAUUAUGAGUUUAUAUGUUUUCUUUACAUAGCUUACAACUAAAACUAAAGUUAAAAUAUCACGUACAUGCAUUUUAAGUUUCUAAUGUCAAUAUUUAUAAUCGUAUGUAGGGGUAACAAGUCGCGUGGUCGGCUGGUCGAGCGGGCUUAUGCUUUUCGGGCAAAGUCUUUUGAGUUUAUUAUUUUUAUCUGAACACUGUCAAACUCAUCUUCAUGUUAUGUGCCCUACAUUGAGAGCUGUUAUUUAAAUAAAUAUAACGGGGUCAUUUAAAUACAUCCAGUAUAAAUGCAUCGUGCUAGGGUGCCCAUCACUUCUGUUGAUUUACGUAGGAGUAAAGCUCAAAAAGACAUAAUUGAUCAUGUUUGAACCUGUAAUUUAUUAUGUUUGUAAAUGAUAUAUAUAGUCGAAUGCAGAAAUACUACUGUUUCCAUCCUAAAUUUUAUCGAAGUUUCAAAUGAUUUGUACCACACUUAGAAACGCUUAAACUUUACGAAAUCGUUACAGAAUUUAUAUGAUAUAUUUUGUAUCAAAGGUUUUGUCACGCUUGUAUGCCGAAUAAAAUGUUGCUUUUUA